Molecule: messenger RNA, 1274 nt
Organism: Capsicum annuum
Lineage: Eukaryota; Viridiplantae; Streptophyta; Magnoliopsida; Solanales; Solanaceae
Product: serine/arginine-rich SC35-like splicing factor SCL30A
Exons: 6
Coding region: 208-1017 (269 amino acids)
Molecular function (GO): RNA binding
Source: RefSeq, a predicted model, not a curated record
CAUAAAAUAUUUCUUUCUCAGCAUCCGUAUAGAGUAAAACUACUCUGCAUAAAUUGGUACCGGAGUAUUAUAUAUAUAUAUAUAUAUAUAUAUAUAUAUAUAGCGAUAGCCCUAAUAAACGCGCAUUCAGCUGAAUUUCUACUCUCAACGCUCUGUUUCUCUCUCUCUCUCUGUGCAAAUCUUUUGAUCUUGACAAAUUUGGUGCAAAUGAGGGGAAGAAGUUACAGCCCAUCACCCCCAAGAGGUUAUGGAAGGAGAGGAAGGAGCCCAAUCCCCAGGGGGGGUCACUAUGGUGGUCGUAGCAGAGAUGAACCAACUACUCUAUUAGUGCGCAAUCUUCGCCAUGACUGUCGGCCAGAAGACCUUAAAAAGCCAUUUGGGCAAAUUGGUCCUGUCAAGGACAUUUACUUGCCGAGGGACUAUUACACUCGCGAACCAAGGGGGUUUGGAUUUAUCCAAUAUCUGGAUGCUGCUGAUGCAGAAGAAGCUAAGUAUCAGAUGGAUGGUCAGGUUUUUCAAGGUCGGCCACUGACCGUAGUUUUUGCUGAGGAGAACAGGAAAAAGCCUCAAGAAAUGAGAGCUAGGGAGCGUGGAAGUGGUAGGGGUGGCCGCAACUAUGAUCGGAGAGGUACCCCCACUAGGUAUCAUAACCCUCCUCGGUAUUCACGAUCUCCGCCUCCCCGUGGCCGUAAUUACUACUCUCCACCUAAGAGAAGGCAAUAUUCAAGGUCUGUUUCGCCUGAAGAGAAAAGAUACAGCCGCGAGAGAUCAUAUUCACAAUCCCCUCCAAGGGAGGAGUCUCCACCAUUCAAUGGGUCAAGAAGCCGCAGUCAGAGUCCAGUCAGGGAGCAUGCUCCGCCUUAUGGUUCCAGGAGUCACAGCCGGAGUCCAGUUAGAGCACGUUCUCCAGUUAGGGGUCACAGCAGGAGGCGGAGCCCUAGUCAAAGCCAUAGCAGGAGCCCUGAUGCCGUUCGUUAUUCCAGGAAUCCCGACAGCAACGUGCCCCCAAGGCGCUGACGCUGAACUCUCCUUCCGAGGGCGAAUGCUGUAGUUUGACCGUCGUGAUGUGAUUUUCAGUUUAAUUAGUUUUCCCAUGGGAAUUCAGCAGUUGCCAGUAGUGACAUUCCAUAUGGGAUUAUUUUCUCAACUUGCCUCUUUUGCUUGUUUGUACCUUAUUAGUAGUACUUAUGGAUUGUGGAUAACAUUGCUCUUUCUUCAUGUGUGGCAUUUGACUAUUGUGAGACUCAGUAUAUUGCUAUUGUUGCCUCUCUUCA